AUGAAUGGAAAACAUGAAAUCUACAUUCUAUAUCCAUGGCAUUGGCAACAACUAAGUGUUGAUUUAUAUGGAAAGAAAGGUGCCUUAGAUUCUUUGAAAACAAAGAAAAGAACCCCAGAACAGUUAGCAAUAGAUAUUACUAGACAUUUUGCUUGUUGGCACCCAGAAAGGAAUCAGAAAAAUGCAAUCAGCAGAAAGCAACAGACACUUAAUAACAGUUGGACUUUGCCUUCUACAAAUACAAAUAAAAUAAACUGUGAUGCAUCAUGGUUAUCUGAAAUCACUAAUGCUGGAUUUGGUUUUAUAUUGCGUAAUUGGACAGGAACCUUCAAAGCAGCAGCAAUGGGAAGUUGCAGGACCUUCUCACCAGAAGAGGUAGAAGUUGUAUCUCUUCUCAGAGCUACUCAAUGGGUCGUUUUGCACAACAUACAAAAUUUGGUAAUUGAAGGGGACAAUCAGGAAACAAUCAAUUACCUACAAGGCAAAGAUUCAACAGUAAAAUGGCAAUGUUUAGCCACUCUAGAAGAAGUAAAGUUAUUAGCAGAUCAAUUAGUUUCUUUUUUAGGUUUUCAGUAUGUAGACAGGAGAGCAAACAAGGUGGCAGAUUUGUUAGCAAAGAAGGGAAGAAGCACUAGCAAUACAACCUUUUGGAAUGAUCAAUCUCCUAGUUUUUUAAUUCCUUCAAUUUCUUUUGACACUGUCAAAGCCUAUGAAAUGUGUAACUUAAAUGAUAAUAUCUCUGUAACUUUUUAA
This is a messenger RNA of Papaver somniferum (opium poppy), 753 nucleotides long. RefSeq lists its product as uncharacterized. The transcript has a single exon. Lineage: Eukaryota; Viridiplantae; Streptophyta; Magnoliopsida; Ranunculales; Papaveraceae. The record is from RefSeq and is a predicted model, not a curated record. Bases 1 to 753 code for a protein of 250 amino acids. Gene Ontology annotation, molecular function: nucleic acid binding; RNA-DNA hybrid ribonuclease activity.